AAAUCUGAUUUUUUUUCUCACUCAGAAAGUCGAUUGCUGCCUCCCCUCACACACACUUUUCAUCGGUUUGGAGGCUCGAAGAGUGGUUCAGCUUCAAUAAGGUAGAGAGUGGGGGAAUUUAAGUCAAUCAUGGCUGAGCUACCUAGAAAAUCAAAGAUCUCCUCAUCUCGAAGGCUGGGGUUGAAGAUUAGACUGUUGGCAACCGCUGCUCAGAUGCUGCUGGAAGAGACGGAGCAGAAGAAGAAGGACAAAGAAGCUGCUCUGGCAGAAAGAGUUCCUCCUCUGAAUCUGUCUGGUCUGUCUUUGCAAGAACUUCAGGAUCUUUGCAGAGAUUUGCACCACAAAAUUGAUGUUGUAGAUGAGGAGUGGUAUGAUAUCGGUCUCAAGGUGUCCAAAAACGACAAGGAGAUUGAGAACAUGAACCUGAAGAUCAUUGAGAUUCAGAGUAAGUUCAAGAAGCCAGCUCUGAGGAGAGUGAAGAUCUCAGCUGAGGCUAUGCUGAGCGUUCUGCUGGGCUCCAAACACAAGGAGUCCAUCGACUUCAAGGCCAACCUCAAGACCGUCAAGAAGGAAGAGGAAAAGAAGGAGGAGGUGACUGACUGGCGUAAGAACGUUGAGGCCAUGUCUGGUAUGGAGGGCAGGAAGAAGCUGUUUGACGCCUCCGGCAACUAAAGAAACACUUACUAUUGUUAAGCAGAUCUUAAUAAACUCUUAACCUUACUUACUAUCUUAACUACCAUAUUAAUUUAUAAAUUACAGAUUGGACAAACACACUUAAAACUAGGACAGCGUUGCUUGUUAUAGCUUUAUUGAAAUCAUGAAAAAGUUUAUUUACAGAGGGACUGUAGGCAUCAGGUGGUCUUUAAUGGUUUGUUAAAUAGAAAAUUUGAGGUACACUGAUUUUGUGAUGAACUGCCAAGUUCGGACUGCAGACGAAUCAAAUUUGUUCCUCAAACCCGAUCUUUAAGACAGACUGUCCACACUGUUAUUUGCAAGUGAUCAGAUCGGACUCUUGAGUCCACAAGGGACGAACCUAUCUGCACGGGUUGCUGUGGUAACAACAUGGCAUCAGUAACUAUGCAGCUACGCUGAUGAUGUGGCUUUCCAGUGCAGAAGCAUGAGAAAUGUGACCUAACAGGAACAAUGACUGUUUUCAACAUGGAAAAAAAGAUAAAUAAUCACCAAAGACGUUCAGUGUAGGAUUUAUCAAUAUGGAUUUAUUUUACUGAGUCUCUUACAAGACACUGCAGUUCAAAGUUGGAUUACAAAGCUUCUGGAAGGGAUAGGAUCGCACUAGAGCCUUCGCUGGAACUGUAUGAAAGGAAAAAUUAGCUUCUGGGCAAAAUUAAGUCCCUCCAAAACGCAAGGUGCACUGCACUGCCUUAUUUUUAAAAAAUUGAAUGCCACUAGUGAAAAAAAAAAACACGCUUGCUGCGCCUUUUCAUUGUUGCCAGGCAACCAUGGACUCCCCUCCUUAUUCUAACCUUCCCAUUUUAAUUUAUUUUAGUUAUUUGACAGUUAUUAGUAGCUAGUUUCUAAAAUGAUGAGGCAGAGGGUGCUUGCUGUAGCUCUGGUUGAGGGAGAGAGACUGUCAGCACAGGGACGCAACUUUUGGGCACAGGGAUGUGGAGGGUACAUGAGACCCUAAAAAAGAGGGUGGAGUACCACCACUUGGUCCAGGAGCUUUGCCUCCAUGACGGCCGU
Epinephelus lanceolatus (giant grouper) is the source of this 1704-nucleotide messenger RNA. The record is from RefSeq and is a predicted model, not a curated record. Lineage: Eukaryota; Metazoa; Chordata; Actinopteri; Perciformes; Serranidae.